AUGGAAGCGGCCCAAGAGAAAGCAGCCUUUCUCUUUGCCCGAACUGGGCAGGGUUUGGAGGCCGCAAGCCAGCCACAAAAGAGCAUGUUGUUCCAACACAAACAUCUAGCAAUCCAAUCCAAUCCACAAAGCAAGGAGGCUUCGAUGGCCAGGAUGUGCGGCGGCGGCGAGCCGGCGGUGCGCAAGGGCCCAUGGAUGCUGGAGGAGGACCUCAUCCUCGUCAGUUACAUCUCCCAGCACGGGGAGGGCUCCUGGGACUGCCUCGCGCGCGCUGCUGGCCUGAACCGGAACGGGAAGAGCUGCAGGCUGCGGUGGCUCAACUACCUGAGGCCGGGGGUGCGGCGCGGCAGCAUCACACCGGAGGAGGACGCGGUCAUCCGGGAGCUCCACGCGCGGUGGGGGAACAAGUGGUCCAAGAUCGCCAGGCACCUCCCCGGCCGUACGGACAACGAGAUCAAGAACUACUGGAGGACCAGGAUCCAGAGGAAGCAGCUGGCCGCCAAGACCCCGCAGCAAGCGUCGUACAGCUCCAAGCAGGAGGACGCCAUGGCGCCCACGUCGUAUGCGACGGCCACGGCCGACAGCGAGGGCGCGUCGUCGUCGUCGUCGGGUGCGAGCCGGAACAGCUCCGCGGCCGGAGACUGGUACAUGCAGACGAGCUACCCCUGCCCCGGUCAGCAAGCGUACUGCCAGAAUGCCAUGGCCGUCAGCGAGCGCGCGUCCUCAGCGUCAACGAGCCAGCCCCCUGGAGGCUGGUACUUGCAGACGGGCUGCCCCAAACCCGAGCUGAGCGUGGUCGCUGGCCGCCUCGAAAUGGUUGACGCGGACGCGCUGACGACGCCGUUCUUUUUGUCCGAGUUCUGCUACAGUUUUUGGAACGUCCUCGACAAUUUCUGGGAGACGAUACCGGUUACAGAGACAUUCUAACACCAUCUACAA
This is a messenger RNA of Phragmites australis (common reed), 939 nucleotides long. Its product is annotated as MYB-like transcription factor EOBII. The coding region runs from base 1 to 927 and encodes 308 amino acids. The record is from RefSeq and is a predicted model, not a curated record. The transcript is spliced from 3 exons. Gene Ontology annotation, biological process: regulation of DNA-templated transcription. Gene Ontology annotation, molecular function: sequence-specific DNA binding; DNA-binding transcription factor activity. Gene Ontology annotation, cellular component: nucleus. Lineage: Eukaryota; Viridiplantae; Streptophyta; Magnoliopsida; Poales; Poaceae.